Molecule: messenger RNA, 6116 nt
Organism: Cyclopterus lumpus (lumpfish)
Lineage: Eukaryota; Metazoa; Chordata; Actinopteri; Perciformes; Cyclopteridae
Gene: slf2
Product: SMC5-SMC6 complex localization factor 2
Exons: 20
Coding region: 1226-5221 (1331 amino acids)
Source: RefSeq, a predicted model, not a curated record
UUAUUGCAUGCAGCAACGCUUGUGGGAGCUGCCAGGCUAAUACAGGCAGUUUAUUAUCUGUGUACUUGAAUAUUUAAGAAAUAGCCCUUUUUAAUAUAACAAAAAUGUAUUUGGUUUGCUUCUGCUUAUUAGCUGCCCAGGACAACAUCAGUAUUUAUUUGAGUGGAUAUUGUAUUCUAUUAUAAUAAAAUUUAACAAAUACUUUUUAUUUAAUGAAAGGUCUCAUAAAGAUGGAUAACUUCAUUUCUUCAUCACUUUUUAAAGCAAUUCAUUGAUUUAUUCCUUUUUGAUAAUAAGUUCCCAAUCUCUUGAGAGCCGGAUAGGACUGUUAGGAUAACUAAACAUUCCUUUUCUCUUAUUGUCUCUGUGUAUGAAUGGUAUUUGUGCUGUUUCCUUGUAUGUGUUUGUUGAGUCUGACAAUUUGUAUUUUUCUUUUUGUGAUUUUCAUUAAGUUAAGUCUGGUUCCAAACACUGCAUUGCUGUGAGCAUUGCACUGUAUCGGGGACAAAUCCAUUAUUUGGAUUAUAGCCCACCAAGUUUAACAGUGCCAUUGUGAGGAAUGAACAGAAGAUCGGUUCUAAAUGUAAACAUCUUUGCCUCUUGGUGUCAUAGUAUUGAUGUGCCUCCAGCUCCUAUUCCAACAGUAAAUGCCUCCAGCUGCCCUUACUGCCUAUGAGGAAGCAGUGGCUGUUUAAAUGUCCAAUUAUGUCCUAGUAUUGGUAGUUAUAUGUAUCCAAAAUCUCGGAUGGUAAUAAAUAUACAAAUCAAAUGGUGUCAUGUCUUGCCGGACAUGCAUAAUAUGUUUUGUUUGUUUUUUUCCACAUGAGUAAAUCAAGUCUAGCUUGUGAUCAAAUUAUUAACAACAUGCCAUGAUCUCUUAUCUAUCUGAAGGUGACAGAAUACAUUAUUUCCAAACUUAAAAAUAAAAGAUUAUUCGGUGGGAAGUUAAACCUCAGAAUAUCACUUUACGGCUGGACUCCAAGUUCCACAAUGCACUUCGCGUAACGUUGGUCGAUUCGGCUGCAGGCGGGAGACGCUCAUGUUGCUAAGAUGAUUCUAAUGUUGCAGCGCCGAGUCUCUUAUUGUCGCGGUCUGUAGUUAUCGACAGUUGGACUAAGCCUCAAAAUGGGAAAAGCAACAGCAAGUCAAAGAAACACUCGUGAAGGACCUCGUUUUCCAGCAGUGCUCCCGACCCCAUUUCACAACGUUUCUCCAGGAGACUCCAAUGAAACCCUUCGAGCUCCCUAACCGGCUUUCUCACCCACCUCCCAGGAGAAUGUGGCCACUUCAUAGCCCUGAGCUGUGCCACAGGGACAGACUAGGUCCACCACAACACCCUCUUCCACCACGGCACCUUCAUCCAACAGGACCAAUCCAUUCUCCAGGCUUUGUUCCAACAAGCCCAACUUACAUUGGUUCCUCAGGGAAUAGGUCCUAUCCCCUAGCAGGGGGCAGACUGGGUACUCUGCAGUACCAACACUAUCAACCUCCAGGGUCUCUCUGCUUCUCAAAGUCUGCUCCAGUAUGCCCAACUAACAGUGGUACUACAGCUAGUAGGCCACAGCCCUCACUUCCCAGUAUCUUGGGAAGUAAAAAUGUAAUGCCACAAAGACAAGCAUCAAGCAAGGAUCAAUCCAGUGAUGUGAAGAGUUCCAUACAUACUAUCCAGCUCCACAGGCCCCCGAUGACCCCAUCAUUAUACACCAGAGGUGUUCAAGAAGGUUACCCACUGCCCCUCUUAGACUCCGGGCAUUGGAGCCCUGGGAACAGCCAGUGGUCCUCAUGGGGCUACCAGCCGUCUCCCAGUACCCAGUUUUCUGACGGGAGUAGUGGUUCCAGUUUACCCAUCAUGCACAACCCUGUAGCCUCUUGCCAGGACCAACAACAUAAACGAACACCUUCAAGUGAAAACCUAAUUCCAGUAGUGGAUUUGAAUUGCACAUCUCAGAAGAGGCACAGGGAGUUUGAGGAUCGUGACAGCAGUCCCAAGAAACUCUGUCUUUUGGGUAUGAACUCUGGCAAAGCCCACACCCCAAAACCCACUGUUGGCAACUCACUCAGCACUUCACUGCAGUCUCAUCCGUCAGCAAGGUGUUCUUCAGUCUUGGAACUGACACCCAAAAACAUAAAUAGCCACCUGUGCACAGAACCAGCAUGCGGCCCAUCAACAUGCUCUGAACUGUCAUCCACAUUGAAACCUACCCAGUCGUCCUGUGCAUCACCGUCACUCAAAUCUUGUUUGAAGAAACAACCAUCGAUGGGAGCAAAGCAAGCCUAUAUAAAUUCUUCCCACGAACACAUUUUGAAGUUAAGAUCACCUUCAAAAAAUCCAGGUGAAGAAAGUUUGAGGAAAAGAAGCAAGGUAACUGAUAAAAGGGAGACAUUAGGCGUGUUAUUCCCAGAGGUUCCCCAGAUGGACACAGGCAGCUCACCUCAUGUUCAGUUUAGCUACCACCAUUCUGUUCCUACUCAUCGCAGUACCUCAGGCUUACCAGUGAAGAUCUUGAGCAGAGGUGAUCACAUGGAGGAGAGCAGAAAACCGGACAGUAGCACUCCCAAACCAUCCUCAAAAACAAAUACUGCUUCUGUAAGUUGUCGCAUGGUAGAACGGAAUAAAACUGCCCGUCCACGAAGACCUGUUGCAAUCCCAAACGAUUUAGAUGAGCUUUUUACCCCUGAUCCCAUGACCUAUGUAGUCAGCUCUGGCCAUAAGACUGUAAAGCCCAAUAUGGUUGGGAUCAAAUCCCCCACCUCAGAGAACAGCUGUUCAUUCAUCACUGGGACCAGCUCCAGUACUCCAGUUAAUGAAUCCUCUUGUCCCAAAAGUAGUUCUCAUGCAGUCGACACCAAAGUCUCUUCCUUGUCAUCAGUCACCAUGCCAUUUGUAGCUUUAGAGCGAGUACAACUUGAAAACCUUAAAUCCACCUGUUCAAAAGACUUAGAAAACAGCCCCCUCACUUCUUCAGACAGACAGCUUAAUGAUGAGAGUUUUAAAUCUGAGGACAAACGCACAUCUCUCCUCCCCAACAAUGUGAGAGCCUGUGCUUUAGAGACUGGCCCCACAACUUCUACAUCUCAUUGUUCUCCUUCUCCGCUGCUGGAGAGGCGAGCAAGUGAAGGGCGAGGAAAGCCGGUGAUUGAAGAGGAUCCUAUAGAUGUGGAACUGGACCUAGGCCUGAGCUUUGCGUUAGAUUUGGAUUUAACCCAGAGCUCCCAUAGCAGUGAGGAGGAGCAGCUUCUUUCCUUGCAGGAGAUGAUGGAGUGUGUUACCAAGCCUCCAGCUACACCAGUGAAGGAAGCCUUCUCAGAGCCGAGUAAACCUCGACAUCACAGCUGCCCAUCAAAAACUCAGCCAUUGCCAACCACAAAGUCAGGCAUCUAUAAAAACAACCUUGACCAGAUGCUGAAGGAAAUAAACACCAAUAAAAGAGCUAAAGAGAUUGAGACACAACUUCUCACUGCAUGUAAAGAGGACCUACUGAGAAUAGCGGAAUAUGAAGAGGCUGAGGAGAACCGGGAAGAGGGCAUCUCCAAUGAGCAACAGGAAUUCCUGCAACGCUAUUCUUUGAUGUCCAACGCAAUCCGAGAAGUGCCUCCAGGAGAAGCAGUGUUCAACCUGGAGAAAUUUGGGCGGAUAUUCGACCACGAUACGCUGCAGCUCCGGCGAUGCAUGGUCAAUCCACAGGGGACAGCCCAGAAAACGCUUCUUUGGUCUAGCCCUGCUCAACUGAGAUUGCAUGUAAAUAUUGGAUUGUUCCAGGAAGCUUACGACUGUCGCUCACCCUGUCCAACUCAGGUUACCCGUUUCCUAUUCAAGAUGAUGUCAGUCCAUAGUGAGAGGCUGGUAUCCGAAAAGAUACUACAGACUCUCUGCGACAUCGCCUGCACUGCUGCUUAUCAGAUAGUGAAAAAUGGAAGCCAGCAGUUUAAAGUGUGGGUGCCCAGUUUGGCCGAUGUGUCCCUGGUUCUGAUGAAUAUGGGAGUUGCGUUUGUUACACUUUUCCCUUUUGAGAAUCUGCAGCCUCCAUUCACUGAGGGAGAUUUGCUGGAGGACAUUUAUAUCAAAAGUGAGAGUCCCUCCAGUAAGAAGGAACAGAACGCUUUCCCCGAACACAACUGUAACAACAUCUUGAAGUACCUGUCUUACUGUAUGGGCCUCUGUCCACGAGUGUACAGCGACGAUGAGCUGCUGUUGCUGCUCGCUGUGGUGGGAAAGGUGGGCCUGGACACGCGGCUGCUCCUCCAAUCUGGUGUGGAACUGUACCCUCUACAGUACAAAAUUAUCAACAACAUCAGGGACUGGAGCACCAUGCUGCCAAGAAUCUGUAUGGCCCUUACUGAUCUGACAGAUGACCACCACAACAUGUGCCUGCUAGUUCAACUGCUGCCUGACAACACACGUGGAAAGCAACUGCGACGACAUCUGAGCCUGUCCAUGAUCUCUAAACUGUUAGACGGAAAUUGUACUUACAGACCUACAGAAAAGGAGUUUCAGCUCUCUAAACUGAGGCCCUACCUGCCCCGUAUGCAACCAUCCACGCUUCUCCGAGGCAUGCUAAGCUCCUCCAUCAGGAGUCACAAAGAUAAAGAGGAGGACAUGGCCACCCUAGACCAACAGUCCUACUACCUCUGCUAUAGCCUUCUGACUUUGGCAAAUGAAGCUUCCAACUAUCAGUUCUUCCCAGCUCAUCAAAAGAAACAGCUGCUGUCUCUGUGCUCUGAGCUGGAAACGCACGUUAAGUGUGACAUCAGAGAGAGUGAGAAAUGUCUUUACCGAAGCAAAGUCAAGGACCUGGUGGCCAGGAUCUACACCAAGUGGCAGAUGCUCCUUCAGAGGACCAGGCCUCUCCAUGGCAAGUUGUAUGAUUAUUGGCAGCCUUUGCCUGUUGAUACAUUGACAAGCAGCCAAGAAGAGCAGGAGAUUGACAACAGUGAUGAUGGAGAGGGGCCUGUGAUGGAGGAGGAUGAAGAAGAGGGAACCAAUGAAACUGAAGAGGUUUUAAUGAUUGCUGAGGACGAGGAGAAGGAGGAGGGAGACGAUACAAUGGAUGACACGAACGAGACGGGGCCAGAAGAAAUGCGAUUGAACCAAGAGAUGGAGCCUAAAGUACACAAGCAAAUAGAGGCUGGAAACAUGGAGCGUACUGAGGUGGAGAGUGAAUAUCAGUUUGAGACGAGAGACCUCUCACCACAACCAGGUUGCACUGAUUUAGUGUCAUAGAGAUUUGAUUUAUUAUCAGCUCUUGCCUUAAUGUUAUGCUCAAUUUGCACUAUUUGCUCAUCCCCCUCAAUCCCUAUCCCUCAUUGUCAAUACUAAUACUAAUUGUAUAUUUAUGAAUAAAACCAUUUUAAGAGAGAAGUUCAUUUUUGGUUUGUGUUGCACAAAAAGCUAAAUAUAGUUUUACCAUGUCUUUUUAAAAUAAUCCCUUCAAAUUCUAUGUAAAUUACUUUGCGCUGCGUCUCUGUGACUCCUUUACUUGUGUUAUGUAUACAUUACCUGUGUUUGAUGGGAGGGAUUUUUCUUUUACAUCCUUGUUGUCAUUCUGCUGUGUUCAUUUGUUGAAUUGAAGUCAUUUGUCGCUGUGCAACUCGUAAAAUGUAAAAGCCAUGUACCAUAUGAACAAUUUUCUGCUGCACAAUGUUCAAAAUCUACUUGACUAUUCCACAGGUUUAUUGUAAAUUAUCAGUUUAGAAACCAAGCUUGUUCUGAGGUGUGUCAGACGUUAUUGUUUUGUUACGCCAGUGGUAACUGGAGUAAGCACUGGUCAUAAUGGGAAAGCCACAAGCAUUCACAAUAACCAAGCUCUGUUUUCAAACGUCCCAGUAAGUAGAGACGGUAUGACUGAAACCUAAGGACCUUGAAUGGAUUUCUGCCAUAAAUAAUUUUAAUAUGUACACCUGUGCUUUUCUUACUGUGACAACAACUUCUUAAAUGAACUGUAAAUAUGUGGGUCCAGAUGCACAUAAUCUUGUUUGUUCAAUAAUUGUAAUACUUUUGCUGUUUUGUUGGAUGUGUGCACUUUGUUAAAGACUCAUGUUUGGAAAAUAUUUUUUUAAUAAUUAAUACUUUUUUUAUAGCUGUUGCCAAAUAAAGAAAAUAAACUUUGUUUACAUAA